This is a messenger RNA of Coccinella septempunctata (seven-spotted ladybird), 1060 nucleotides long. Its product is annotated as cuticle protein 18.6-like. The record is from RefSeq and is a predicted model, not a curated record. The transcript is spliced from 4 exons. Gene Ontology annotation, cellular component: extracellular matrix. NCBI's taxonomy places the organism in Eukaryota, Metazoa, Arthropoda, Insecta, Coleoptera, Coccinellidae. Bases 47 to 757 code for a protein of 236 amino acids.
GCUAAAUUCUUCGUUUGGAGGGGCGUAGUCUUACAGUGAGUACUCCAUGUCGGGAGGAGCUUAUAAAAGAGUUCUAGGAAAGUCGGGUAAUGUCAGUGUGUUCAGAUUUUUUUCAUGUUACCGCAAUAAGUGUGCUGAUAUGUAUUUUUUCAAGAGAGCCAUUGUUGUAAUUUCCUUCUUCGUUUCUGCGACGUUAGGAGGAGUUCUGGUGGAGCAACCUGGUCACGCUAUUAGUUAUGCACCAAAACAUACAGUGGACUAUUACUCACCCCCGAAAUAUUCCUUCAAGUACGGCGUCUCAGAUCCGCAUACUGGCGACCACAAGAGUCAGCAGGAGAGUAGAGUUGGAGAUGUUGUCAAAGGUCAAUAUUCCCUGGUAGAACCCGAUGGUAGCGUAAGAGUAGUUGACUACACGGCUGAUCCAGUGAACGGUUUCAACGCUGUGGUAUCAAAAUCAGCGCCAUCCAUCCACAUACCCACGAAGCAUCAUGUUGAAGUAGUACCAGCAGUUGUAAGAAAGUUGGUACCUGUAGCCAAACCUGUGGUACCUAUAGUCAAAUCGGUACCUGUGGUACCAUAUAGUCAUGCGGUACCUUCUUACCAGAGCGCGAUAGUUGGGCACCCAGUAGGAAAAGUUGUCUACUCGAAUGACAUUGGACAUGAUCAGUACUACCAGGACUACCAAGAUGCAGCCUACGCCUAUCCUCAGUAUGACUUGGAAUCUUACUACGACAAUCACAAUCAAGCACACUAUUGAGAAUUUCACGAAACUGAAAAAUGUAUUGCUUAGAUUUCUUUAAAUUGAGACCAAAAAUAUUUUUAUAUGUUCUGUACAGUUAAGAAAAAUGUUAAAAAAUCGUUAUUAUACUGGUAAGACGUACCUGAGAUUCUUUUUCAACCUUUUGAGCAGAUUUUGAUAUUGAAGCGUAAUAAAACCAAUGUUGAAUAUGUAGAUCGAGGAAUCAACAGUUGAAAAUAUUAUAGUCCCGUUUUAAAGUUCAAUGUUUCUCCUUAAAAACUUUCAACCGCAUUUCCCGAAUACCUUGAAUGUUUUUUAUAG